This is a messenger RNA of Helobdella robusta, 1731 nucleotides long. RefSeq lists its product as hypothetical. NCBI's taxonomy places the organism in Eukaryota, Metazoa, Annelida, Clitellata, Rhynchobdellida, Glossiphoniidae. The coding region runs from base 1 to 1731 and encodes 576 amino acids. The record is from RefSeq and is a predicted model, not a curated record. The transcript is spliced from 12 exons. Gene Ontology annotation, molecular function: metallopeptidase activity.
AUGAGUUUGUUAAGAAAUUUUUGCGGCAUUCUCUUUUUCACGUUAUUUGGAAGUUUUGCAAGGACUGCUGAUGACGUCGUCAUCUCCUUUCCAAGCAGUCUGCAGCUCAGUCUGCCAAUAAAGAACAAUGCAAAGUACACCGUGCACCUGUCAAGAGAGCAAGUUGAUGCUAUCGAUGCUAAUGUCUUCGAAGAUCUCCAUGGAACUCAGUGGCAUAUGAAUAAGUUGGAGCUAGUUAGGAAUUAUGGAAAUCUUGCCUCGUUUAUAGUUGCUAAAGUCAUUGAAAACGGAGUCCUCAAAACCACAUAUGUAGGAGAUUUUGUACAUGACAAUGAGAGUUACAGCAUGUUUCCGAACACAUUGGAGCACAGAUUGGACAGGAAGGAGACAUUGGAAGAGCACCCAGUUGUGCUCAAUGGAGUAGAAUACGUGGUGGCCCUUAGGAAGCCACUGCCGACAAGCAUGAACGAUAUAGUGCUGAAGCCACCUACAAACACGGUUUACAUGAACGGACCGAAAUUAUCAAAUUCUGAAGCAGAUGAGGACCUCAACCGUGCCAAGCGACACAACAAUGACGUCACAGAGUUGGUCGCUGAAGGGACAAGAAGAUUACUAUCCAAGUGGCUGCACAUGAGAUUGGAUAUAUUUUGCUUGCUAGAAUCAGUUUCAAAAUCGAAAACAAAUGUUUCCAACAGUUUGGGUUCACCUCACGACGAAGAGGAAGGAAAUACGUGUCCUGCCAGGUAUAGGUACAUCAUGACCGCCAGGUACAAUUCAUUCGGCAGAAAUAACCACCACACAUUUUCUUCUUGCUCCAGGGAGUAUUUCCAGAAUUAUGCUCACAAAUUAGACAGCAUAGGACAAAAUUGCAUGUUGAAAUCAAGAACAAACAGCAACAACGAAGACCUGAUGAAGCAUGUGAAUGUUUUGCCGAGAACCAAAUAUUCUCUGGAUAUUCAGUGCCAAAUGUUAUAUGGUCCCAAUGUUAUUUCAUGUCUUCCGAAAGGUUCAACUAACAGCUCUGAAAAUAGUUGUAAAAAAUUUUAUUGUGAUUUGCGUAAUGAUGGCUGUACCGCUGCUCGCUCGAAUGUUCUGCCUGGUACGCCGUGCGGUGACAAGAUGUGGUGCCUGAAUGAAAGAUGUGUCAGCAACUCUAUCAAGCCUGAUUUCAAAGAAAACGAGACAACUCGCAAACCAGACAACUCAGCACCAGACAGCCAACUUCCCAAAAAUUGGUGCAUCCAAGAUAUGUAUGCUCAGUUGUGCGUAAAUAUCCUAAAAGAUGAGAAAAGUAGAAAAGAGAAAUGCAAUGAAUUCUUGUACGACUGCUGUAAAACGUGCGCUCCAUAUGUUUCAGGUACAGACAGCCGAGCAACAUCAGGCAGACCUGACACCUCGGUGCCCAACAAAAACACCAACCCACCAUGGCAAGCCCCCAAAGAGGCAUGCACUCAAGAUAAGCAUGCCCAAUGGUGCAAUGAGUCUCUGAAAACUGAAAAUACUAGAAAAGCCUAUUGCAAAGACUACAUUAAUUCCUGCUGCAAAACGUGUGCUCCGUACGUUUCAGUGCGUGGAAUAUCAAAAUUUUUCAAAUCAAACGAUAUAUUCCUGAAAUCCUUAUGGGCGAUUUUGUUGUUGGGAUGUACGACCUACCUGGUUUACAGGCUGCACCAGUUGUUGGAUGUCUACUACACUUAUACAAUAACAACGGAAUUCGGUGAAAAGGUUUAG